This is a messenger RNA of Oryzias melastigma (Indian medaka), 2960 nucleotides long. RefSeq names its product TBC1 domain family, member 17 (gene tbc1d17). Gene Ontology annotation, molecular function: GTPase activator activity. NCBI's taxonomy places the organism in Eukaryota, Metazoa, Chordata, Actinopteri, Beloniformes, Adrianichthyidae. Gene Ontology annotation, biological process: activation of GTPase activity. The record is from RefSeq and is a predicted model, not a curated record. The coding region runs from base 92 to 1975 and encodes 627 amino acids. The transcript is spliced from 17 exons.
UGCGUAACGUGACGUAUCUGGUGGGCGGGGCUACGUGAACAGGAAGACUGAUGUAACGUUUGUUGUGGUAGAACGACGCGCAGUGGGAGAAAUGGAGGAAAACGUUCAGGAUUAUAAGCUCAUAUUUGAGAAAGAAGGCGUGUACCUCCACACGAACGCCAAGAGGACCAACCAGGACACGUCCAUCCCGGGCUUCAUCCGCAUCGUCGAGCGGGCUGGGAUCGCAGCUCUGGAAUGGAGUCCUCUGCCGGAUGAGGGUCGGACUGCUCCUGCGGUCCUCUACACCAAAAAGGACGGGGAGGCGGGGGAAGAGGAAACCCAUUUCGACCCCGGUUAUGAACCGGACUGGGCUGUCAUCAGCACCGUAGCGAAGGAUCGUGAGCCCGUCCCGAUGCAGGACGCUGGUCAGUGGGCUUUCUCCCUUCCCCUGUCAGAGCUGUACUCCCUCCGGAGGGCCCGCUUCUCUUUGGGUCGAAACUUCAUCGUCCUGACGAGCCGAGGCAGCCACCCGCUGCCCCCUCUGCACUUCCACAGGGGGGGGACCCGGGAGCUGCUGCGGGCCAUGCACCGUUACAUCGUUCUGGACCAGUCACCCGUGGAUGGGCGGCUCUUCCUCGCCUACCCGCGGGACUCGGAUGCCCUCCCCCAGGCCUUCGACAAGCUGCAGCUCUUUGAAGAUGGAGGCUCCGAUCUCGUCUCGAGGUUCAUCCAGGACCCGUAUGCCACCACAUUUGGGGGAUUCUCCAAAGUUACAAACUUCUUCAGGGCAGCGAUUCGUCCCCCAGAAUCCUCCAUGCACCCCCGCUCCGCCCAGGAUCCCAGUCUGCCGUCCCAGCCGGACGACGAGCCCGGGUUUGAGCUCAUCACCUGCGGCAUGGAGCUCGGCCCCAGACCAGAGGUCACCCGGGGACGACCUCUGGACAAGUGGGAGGACUUCCUGGACCCAGAAGGACGAGUGAAGAAUCCAGAGAAAGUCAAAGAGCUGGUGUUCAGAGGGGGCGUCACUCCACCUUUAAGGAAGGAAGUGUGGAAGUUCCUUCUGGGGUUUUUCCCGUGGAACAGCACGACGAACGAGAGAGAGGACAUCCUAAGAGUCAAAACGGACGAGUACUUCCGGAUGAAGGUGCAGUGGAAGUCGGUGAGCGAGGAGCAGGAGAUGAGGAACUCGCUGCUCAGAGGAUACCGCAGUCUGAUAGAGAGAGACGUGAACCGGACAGACAGACACAACACGUUCUUCUCGGGGAACGACAACCCAGGACUGACGCUGCUCCACGACGUGCUGAUGACGUACUGCAUGUACAACUUUGAUCUGGGGUACGUCCAGGGGAUGAGCGACCUCCUGGCUCCCAUCCUGUUCGUCACUCAGAACGAGGUGGAGUCUUUCUGGUGUCUGACGGGCUUCAUGAACCUGGUCCAUCAGAACUUUGAGGAGUCUCAGGAGGCCAUGAAGCAGCAGCUCCUUCAGCUCCGAGUCCUGCUCAAAGCCUUAGACCCAGAACUUUGUGACUAUCUGGACUCGCAGGACAGCGGCUCUCUCUGCUUCUGCUUCCGCUGGCUGCUCAUCUGGUUCAAGAGAGAGUUCUCCUUCGAGGACAUCCUCACCUUGUGGGAGGUCCUCUGGACUUGCCUCCCGUGUGAGAACUUCCACCUGCUGAUCGCCUGCUCCAUCCUCCAAUCGCAGCGCGGCGAGCUGAUCGGCUCCAACCACGACUUCAACACUAUUCUGAAGCACAUAAACGAGCUGACGAUGAAGCUCCACCUGCAGAACAUUCUGUGCGACUCUGAAGCCAUCUACCUGCAGCUGGUUCAGUGCAAGGAGCUUCCCGUCCAGGUGCAGCAGGUUCUGGGUCUCUGUGACCCGUCCAGCUCGGAGGAGAACAGCUCAGAGUCUCAGAGCAGCGAGGCGCCGCCCGUCCUCAGCCAAUCACAAGCAGGAGCAGCUCCUUCUGGCUCUCACGGCCCCACCUAUCCUUAGAUCUGCAGAUCCGCUGGAGGACUGACAGAAAUAUUUGGACAAACGUGUUUCGGUCUGCAUGCAAUGUUUUAGGAAAUGUUCCUCCAUAUUCUGGCAAUAAUCUUAAAUUUGGGAAGUUUCAGUUUCCAGGUUUUCUGAACGUGUUUUUCUUCUAUCUUCCACACGGCCACUUUCUCCUUUGAUUAAAGGAGUAGAUUUAAUUUGUUUUACUCAGAUUUUAUUAUAAAUAUUAAUGCAAAAAGAUAUUAAAUCCUAAUUUAUCAGAACUUUUUUAGUUUUUCAUGGACACUACAAACUAAAUGUGUCAGAAUUUGAGCAAAAAGUUUGAUUUUUUUUUCUUUUCUUUGUUAAAGUAGCUUCAAAAUUGUGAUUGAAUUGGUUAAAGUUGAAGAGUUUCUUCACUUGACUGAGUUUGAAGUCUGUUUUAACAAAAUCCGUUUCCUUAGAAAUUCUUUUAGGAAUUCUGGAAAACUGUUCCUAAAGUCACUUCUAAAUAUUGUAAGAAGAAAGGAAGAGGAACAAAUGGAAACUUAACACUUUGACUCUCACUGGAAGGAGUUUCCUCUAUUUAACGGUUGUUGUUACUGUCUGUUGGAGGCAGGGGGCGCUGUUGAAGUCCUCAAAGUGUUGAAGUCACUCCAGCGAGACCUGCAGACCUCCGAGGGGUGUCUUCAGUCUGGAUGGGUCAGCAUUACAGUGUUUUUUGUGAAUAAUCCUGCUUUUUCUCUACGUUUUUGCCUUUUCGUGCACGCCCCGCCUCCACCUCGGUUCUCCUCGAUGCUGCUACUCUGUCGUUGAACUCCUGGGUCGUCGUCUUCAAAGGGAAAGAGCUAAACGGCGCCAAUCCAGGCCUAUGCAAGCGUUUGGCAUGAAUCAUGCAUAGAAGAAGUACUUUAUGUCAUGCCUUGUAAUUUGUAAUCUGCAUUAUGUGUAACAUUUUCAUCUGUGAACUACUGCCAAAUAAAGGGUUUCAUCUAAAACAGGG